Molecule: messenger RNA, 411 nt
Organism: Candida dubliniensis CD36
Lineage: Eukaryota; Fungi; Ascomycota; Pichiomycetes; Serinales; Debaryomycetaceae
Exons: 1
Coding region: 1-411 (136 amino acids)
Source: RefSeq, a predicted model, not a curated record
AUGUCCUUUGAUUUGGAAAUUUUUGUCUUCUAUAAUUCAAUCUACACUCCUCACUCCAAUCAAACCCAAACUCAAUCCUCAAAUAUGAAAUUCUACAAUAUUGCUGCUUUUGCCUUCCUUGCUUCCUUCUCACAAGCUGCUGUUGCUCAAUAUGGUUCAGAAACCAAAAGAGAUGUUGUUGCCGCCAAUGCUGAUGGUACUGUUGGCUUCAACGUAGUUGGUAAAAGAGAAGUUUCUCAAGAAGAAAUCCAAAACGUCAAGAGAGACACCAUUGGUGAUAUUGUUAACGAAAUCAUUGCCGAAGGAGAAGUUCUUGUUCCAGAGGUUGUUGCUUUCCUUGAAAAAGUUCUUCCAGAAGUUGUUGAUGCUCUCUUAAGACUUGCUCCAGCCCUUCUUGGUGGUCUCGCUUAG